AUGAGCGUUGUCAACAUUAUAAACAUUAAAGUUAUCAAUAACCCUACUUUGUUCACAGCGGACUACCAGUUUGAAAUUACCUUUGAGUGUAUUUCCGAACUUGUAGACGGAUCCUCGGAAAGUAAAGAAUAUGAUCAGGUUCUUGACAGCAUUAUGGUUGGACCUGUACCUCCUGGUGUGAAUCAAUUCAUAUUUCAGGCGCCGGCACCUAACCCUGAUCGUAUACCCCCUAGCGAUCUCUUGGAUGUCACUGUAAUCAUUAUUACGUGUUCUUACAGAGAUCAAGAAUUCGUUCGUGUAGGGUAUUAUGUUAAUAAUGAGUACAUCGAAGAAGAAUUGAGAGAGAAUCCGCCGGAUAAAGUUAUAUUCGAUAAACUUUAUCGAAACAUUUUGGCGGAUAAACCUAGGGUGACUCGGAUGCCUAUCAAAUGGGAUGACUUAAGGGAUAGUCAAGGCCUAAUAUGUAGUGAUGUGUAG
This is a messenger RNA of Funneliformis mosseae, 477 nucleotides long. Lineage: Eukaryota; Fungi; Glomeromycota; Glomeromycetes; Glomerales; Glomeraceae. The record is from the annotation of a GenBank genome assembly.